Colletotrichum spaethianum is the source of this 1209-nucleotide messenger RNA. RefSeq names its product putative lysosomal cobalamin transporter. The record is from RefSeq and is a predicted model, not a curated record. NCBI's taxonomy places the organism in Eukaryota, Fungi, Ascomycota, Sordariomycetes, Glomerellales, Glomerellaceae. The transcript is spliced from 2 exons. Bases 1 to 1209 code for a protein of 402 amino acids.
AUGAGGGACAGGAUACUGGAAUCCCAGCACCUUGGCCUCGGCUUAGCCGCGGCUGCGGCAGCGGCGGCAGCGACCUACCUCCUCCUCACCUCCCACGCAACCUCUUCCGCGGCGGCCCCGCGCCCGGCCGUCGACCGCCGCAAGACGGCCCGGUCUCCGAAAUGGACCGUUCUGCCCACCCUCUCGACGCUCGGCCGCGACGAGCUGCCGUACCCGCCCGACGCGCUCCCCGGAGGACGGGACGUCGCGACGGCGUACGGGAACCUGCGGGUGUACGAGUUCGGGCCGGAGGAUGCGCAGGAGAGGGUGCUGCUGCUGCACGGCAUCGGGACGCCUUGUAUUGCGCUGGGGAGCGUGGCGGAGGAGUUUGUGGAGCGGGGGUGGAGGGUUAUGACUUUUGACUUCUUCGGCCGCGGCUACUCCGACGCGCCGCUGGACAUCCCCCACGACGCCCGCCUCUACACCACCCAAAUCCUCCUUGCCCUCGCCUCGUCCGCCCUCCCGGGCUGGACCGGCAACGACGCCUUCCACCUGCUAGGCUACUCCCUCGGCGGCGCCAUCGCAGCCGCCUUCGCCUCGUCGCACCCGCACCUCGUCAGGUCCCUCACCCUCGUCGCGCCGGGCGGGCUCGUCCGCUCCGCGGCGCACAUCGGGUGGAGGAGCCGCGUGCUGUACACCUCGGAGUGGAUCCCCGAGGGCGUGCGGCGGUGGUUCGUCGGGCGGAGGAUCAGGCCCACCGAUCCCAAGAGCGCGGGCGACGUCCCCGAGAAGGAGACCGUCGACGACAACGGCGGCGGCGAGGGCGAAACGGCGGAGUGGGACGAGCUGCGGCUCGUGGGCGGCAGGCGGAUCGGCGAGGUGGUGAGGUGGCAGAUGCAGACGCAUCCGGGGUACGUGCGGAGCUACAUGAGCACGAUCCGGCACGCGCCGGUCUACGACCGCGGGGACGAGGAGUGGAGGGUCCUCGGGGAGGUGCUGGCGGCGAGGAGGACGGGCGCGGCGCCCGGGUUGAGGAAGGGGCGGGUGCUGUUUGUGCUGGGGGAGCGGGACGAUAUCGUGGUCUUGGGGGAGACGGUGUGGGAUGCGGAGGCCGUGCUCGGGGAGGAUGCCGUCGAGGUGGUGGUGUUGAAGGGCGGGCACGAGGUUGCCAUCACGAAGGGGAGGGAGAUUGUCGGGGCUGUUGUUUCUGCAUGGGAGAAAAGCGGUUAG